CUUGUCGAUAUCAGAUAUCCCAUGCAAAUGCGUGCAAUACGUUUCACGUGCAUUAUUAAUUCUUGGUAGGGCCUACGUAAUUUAAUGGCCGAACUUCUGUGAGUGCGAACCCUCACUUUUUGUGUUCAAUGAUUUGUUGAAAGAUCCACGUGCGUAAACCAACAUCAGUAAAACAGAAACGAGCGUCGUCGAAUGGAUAACAGUCUUUGGGAAGAUGUAGUCCAAGCAUCAUUGGAAGCAACAUGAUAAUUAGACCGUUAUUUGGAGGAUUUGUGGUGCAGUUGUGGGUGGCAGUUUCUGUGUUAGUCGUGUUUGAUAAGGAGUGCGAAGCCAUCCCAGAGCUGUACUUCACGGUCUUGCCGUCCAGUAUUACGGUCCGGCGAGGCGAGUCCGCUGUUCUCCCCUGUGCAGCCUCCGGAGACCAGCCCAUCAAUAUUAGCUGGCGUCGGGGUCGGGAGGCAUUGCCGGGCCGUUACGGAGAGACCCAGGUCCUGCCCAAUGGUUCCCUGGCGUUGCAUUUCAGCGAAGAGGAACCAGCGUGCACCAAGAAAGGGUUCCAGUGCUGUGCGACCAAUCCCAAUGGGACAUUGUGUGGUCCUGCAGUGUCGGUCAGAAGCACAGAGCCCCCCAGCAAGCCGGUCAUAAUCCCCUCGGAUGUGACAGUGGUUCAAAAUGGCUCCAUCCGACUCGAGUGUCAGUCUACCACGCCCCGGCCACACCCAUUCCUGUGGGAGAAAGACGGGGAGGAGUUAGGUCAGGAUGAAAGGUAUACGUUACUUCCCACGGGAGUGCUCCAGAUAACCCCAGCGUAUCCCGAGGAUGCGGGGGAGUACCGCUGCAUCACUGGUAACCCAGCUACCCUGCUGACUACCAGCGAGUCCUCGGGGGUGACCGUCGUGGCGGAGCCCUCCGUGUCGGAAGGGCAGGACGAGACGGGGUCACAGGGAGAACGCGAUCUCAUCCUAAGACAGCUUGAGGAUGUGACGAUGGGUACUCCAGUCGACCUGCUUGUCUUGGAGUGUCUAGCUGCGGGAAGCUGGGUGGACAUCCAGUGGAGUAGAAACGGGCCAGAACCGUUGCCGCUCGGACGAAGUCGUUUCAUGGGCAGCAAAAACCUUGAGAUGAGGGAUCUAACUCCCGAAGACAGUGGGGUGUACGCCUGCGAAGCUACCGACACCGGGACAGGAGAAACUGCCAGAAGGAGCGCCACAGUUCAAAUUGUGGAUUACACUGCCCCACACUUUACCAUGCGCCCAAUCAGCCAGACAGCCCCUUACUUUACCACGACCCGGCUGUCCUGCAGCGCUGAGGGCAACCCCCCUCCCCAAAUCCACUGGUACCUGAACGGCGAGCCAAUCAAGACCCGGCUCAUCAGUCAAGAGGUCGGCAGCGACAACUUGGUCAUCUGGAAUGUGGACCGAGAGCACGCGGGCAUCUACCAGUGUGUGGCCUCCAACACGGCGGGAACCGUUCAAACGAGUGCACUCCUCACCGUCAAAGUUCCACUCAAUAUUCCUGACCCACCCUAUAACCUAACGACCUACACCAUCGACAGCAGUCAGAUCAUGAUCAAGUGGCAGGCAGAUGAAGGAGUCUCGCUCUUCUCUUUACACUACUACAUGGAGCCAGAUGGAGAGGAGACACAAAUAGUAAUGGCAGAAGAGCACUCAAAGACCUACACAGUGAAGGACCUGGUCCCGUACACCAACUACACGUUCUACAUGCGAGCGUUCACUACAAAAGCCAGUGGCAUCUCUGAUAGGGUGCUGGGACAAACUGCUGAAGGAGUUCCAUCGAUAGCGCCUGAGUUUUCCCUGAUCAGUAGCCAUGCAAACACCGUGGUGGUCCAGUGGGAGCAGAUCACCAGCAUAGCCCUCAGCAAGGGCCACAUCAGCAAGUAUCGCAUCUGUUACCAGGAGAGUGGGUUGCCGCGUGUCUACACGUGUCGGGAGGUGGGGAGUUCAGAAAGCAACUUCACCAUUCGAGGCUUGAAACCGUCGACUGUCUACGACAUCCACAUGGCGGCGUCUACCAGUAAGGGAUUCGGGCCGGAGUCAGACGUACAGUCCAUCAGAACCACAGACAAUGGAAAUUGCUCAGUUCCAGUCAUGUUUCCGCUGGUGGCCACCGUUACCUUAAACGAGACCGGCAUUGCGUUGUCCUGGGCGGCCCAGAGCGAGGCUAGCGAGGUCCCCGUGCUGGGGUUCCAGCUGACUUUCUCCAGGGCAACUCACGACGAGAUCCUCAGCCUCCUUGCCGAGUCCCGGGGCUAUGUCUUCUCCGACUUGGUUCCGGGUGAGCAAUACAUCAUGGAGUUGAUACCUUACAACGAGUGCGGCACGGGACCUGCCUCCACAGCGAUAGUUGCCAUGCCAACCAUCACUGGAUCGACGUAUCCACCCCCGGAAAAUGUAAGAGCCACUUCCCUGUCCUCCACGAGUAUCCAGCUAAACUGGGAGCCUGUCCAGGGCGUUUCCCGGGCCUACUACAAGGUGGUGUACUUCCAGAACUCCGACAGACGGAAAGACGGUUCCAAGGAUGUUUACAGUACUAAUACAUAUGUUGUAUUGGACGACUUGAAACCCUUCACCAUCUACGCGUUGCAAGUGCGCAUCCACCAGACAGGGAUCGUAAGUCAAUUCAGUGACUUGGUCUACUGCAGAACCCAAGAAGAUGUCCCCUCGGCGCCAGUGGAUUUCAUUGCCAAGCCCUUGGACCCCCACACAGUCAGCAUGGAGUGGCGUCCCCCACUGAACCCCAACGGUGUGAUCCAGGCCUACAACAUCAUGUAUUUACCCUACACCCAGCAGGCCGACGGGCAAGAGGAUCUGCACUGGAAUAGGACACGCAAGAAAGGUACCGUGACCUCAUCAACCAUCAGGAACCUGACUAGUGACACCAGGUAUUACUUCUUCCUGCGUGCCUGCACGUCCGUCGGGGAAGGCAAACCGUCCACUGUGUUGGAGGUCAAGACUCCUCGGGAAACCAACUUGGACGUCAACACAGGAACCAGUAACAAUCCCGACGAACCCAGCGCCACCGAGAAGGGAUUGUUCAUUGGGAUCCUCCUCGGUACCCUGUGCAUUGUUUUCUGCACGGUGUUGGCUGGUAUCCGAUACAAGAGGUACCACAACACUCAUAAGAAGAAGAUGGCGGCCAGAAUGUCGGGCCAUAGCGGGCACAACGGCCGGCGAGUGCCUGUGUCACGUCUGUCGCGAAGCAAUAGUGUGGAGAUGGCAAUGACGUCAUUUAGUCCCAUGCUGCCUGGGGAAGUACCCACCAGACAACCUAAUGGCCAGGUCCAUUGUGAGUCACCGCUGCUCAGUCUUCGCCAGCCCCGUGAGUUUCCGGCCCCAGAAACACUCAGCGCCGAUGAGCAUGGUGAGCUGCCUCAGGUGAACAAACAACAGCAGCAGCAACAACAGAACAGACAUACUCUGCCUAGCACAUCCGACAGCGGAGUGGAACUCCCACCGAUGAGGCACGGCCUGCCGGCGUGCAGCACCUCGCUGACCGAGUCCGCAUCGGAGGACGGCACCGGCUCCUCGUGCCGCUGGACACCGUUGAGGGAGAGUACCAGCGGUGACAGCGGUCUGAUCGGAGACGUGGAGUUCUCGGCGGAGACCAGCCCCGAUUUCAUCGAGAAAGUCCUCCGGGAGUACAACAUAGGUGUUCAACAAGUUUGAGAUCGCUGACGGAUUUUUUUUGGUGAAAAAAACCUCAGCUAAGUUUGACCUCAGCUAAGUACACUCAGAUGAAUGUUAACCUCAGGGUUGUUCUAUUCAAGAUACCUCUGUAAAAAAAAAAUGAAACAUUGGAAUAUUUUCAAUGUUAGACGAGUCCAGGAGGGUAUUUGUGCCAUAAAAGACUAAACAGAGUACAAAACAAAAACAAUUACACCCUGAUCUCUGGGAGAAAAAAAAUACAUUGUAUGCAUUCACUAAUGUAGUUCGACCACGUAUUUGUUAUAGGGGUAACAGGAGUUUGCCCCAAAAUUCAUUAACCGGCAUAAUUCCUGGAUAUUUCACUGCUGUUUUCUAGUUCGGAGGUAAUACCGGUAUCUAGAUCAAUGUCAUCAGGACCUUUGUGUUUUAUAGCCAGCAGGACUUUUUCAUUGAAUGCAGUGGACGGCAUUGCUAGACCCGACCGACAAGAUUUGGGGAAUCUUUUUUUUUAAUUUUUAUCAACCUCCAUCUCAGGGAGCAAUGCACUUUUGGAGUUG
Molecule: messenger RNA, 4222 nt
Organism: Patiria miniata (bat star)
Lineage: Eukaryota; Metazoa; Echinodermata; Asteroidea; Valvatida; Asterinidae
Product: protogenin B-like
Exons: 19
Coding region: 243-3686 (1147 amino acids)
Biological process (GO): axon guidance; cell-cell adhesion
Cellular component (GO): plasma membrane; axon
Molecular function (GO): protein binding
Source: RefSeq, a predicted model, not a curated record